AUGGCUGCCAUUACUCUAUUUCUUCUUCUCAACUUCCUGUCCAUCCUCUCUUGUGCUACAGCACACGCAGAACCUCAUCCCCAACACCAAACCUACAUUGUCCAGCUGGAGCAUGAUCUCCAGAAGCCCUCACCUUUCCCAAACCACCAAUCAUGGCACUUUUCCCUCCUACAAUCACUAGCAAACCCCAUAGCCGACGAAGAGAUGUUCCUCUACAGCUACACUCAUGUUAUGCAUGGGUUUAGCUGUAGAUUGACAGAAGCUCAACUCUCCGAGAUAGAGACGUGGCCAGCCCAUGUUGCCACUUAUCCGGAGACAUUGGGGAAGCUCCUCACUACCCACACUCCGGAGUUCAUCGGGCUGAGUCAUGACUCGGGGUUGUGGUUGAAUUCCUCUUACGGCGAAGGAGUGAUCGUAGGAGUUAUCGACACAGCAAUCUGGCCAUCAAGCGAGAGCUUCCAUGACCAAGGUAUGCCAGCCGUUCUAGAGAAGUGGAAGGGGAAGUGCGAAGAGGCAGAGCACUUCAAGCCUUCGUACUGCAACCGGAAGCUGAUUGGGUCUCGAUUAUUCCUCAAAGGAACUAAAGUAGGCCCCGGUUCAGCAAGCGACGAGUCCUUAAGCCAUGGGACUCAUAUAUGCUCAACAGCUGCCGGCAACUUCGUCCCAGGCGCGAGUUAUUCUGGCCACGCGAAAGGCACAGCCAGGGGAGUUGCUUCUCGUGCUCACAUUGCUAUUUACGCAGUGGCCAAUUCAGAAAGUGAAAAUCCGUCUAGUGUGGAUGUGCUGGCAGCAUUCGACCAAGCCAUGGGUGACGGCGUUGAUGUCAUAUCUUUGUCCAUCGGCGUCGAUGUUCCUUCUCCGUAUGAAGAUGCAAUCUCCAUGCCCUCGCUUACAGCGGUAGACAGAGGGAUUUUUGUGGCUGCAGCGGCUGCUAACAAUCCAGCUCGUUGGGCUCUCCAAAAUGGAGCACCGUGGAUCUCGACCGUGGGGGCCGGCACCGUCGACAGGAGCUUCACAGCGCAAAUCGUUCUGUCAAACGGAGCAAUGAUUGAAGGGUAUUCCUUCUUCCAACUCGAUAUCUUUGCUGCUGAUGUUCCGCUGUACCACUGCCAGAGCAAGCUCGGAUGUGGCAGUUCCUCGCUAAAUCGAUCAGAGGUUGCUGGGAAGAUUGUGCUGUUUGAUGACGUUGACCCGGAAGGGAUUCACACAGCACCAGACCUUCUUGAUUCAGGGGCAUUUGGCGGAUUGCUGGUGACCAAUCAUCCAGAGACAUUGUUUCACCCCGACGAGGGCUACUUCCCAAUGAUAGCCCUGUCCCAAGGGUCAGGGGAUACAGUGCGGAACUACAUAGCUUGUUCUCCGGGGGGAGCCAAAGUGCAGAGCUUGAGGUUUCGAUUGACCAAACUUGGUGGCACACCAGCUCCCAAGGUGGCCCUUUACUCCUCGAGAGGGCCAGACGCGGUCAAUCCAAGCAUUCUGAAACCGGAUCUCUUGGCGCCCGGUCACCAAAUCUUGGCAGCCUUCUCCCGCGAACGUCCAUACACAUCUCUUGGAGAAUACAGUGUGGUGACGGAUUACGGCCUGUUGACGGGCACAUCCAUGGCGGCCCCACACGUCGCGGGUGCUGCGGCUCUGCUCAAGUCCGUCUAUCCUGAAUGGACCCCGGCUGCCAUUAGAUCGGCUCUAAUGACCACGGCCUAUGUUGUGGACAACACCGGUAAGAUUUUCACUGAGCAACAAACAGAUGAACCAAUGACCCCGGCCGAAUUCAGGGCUGGUCAUAUCGAUCUAAAGAGAGCCAUGGAUCCGGGGCUCGUCUAUGACCUCAGAACACAGGAUUACGUGGAUUUUCUGUGCGGCCAGAAUUUCACGGAGAAGCAAAUCAACGCCAUCUUGAGGCAGCGCGGUUGGCAUUGCAGGGCCGAAUUGAAAGUGGAGGACUUGAAUUACCCUUCUCUGACUACAACGACGAUCAAGGUUGGAGACAAGGGUCCGGGGAGAACGGUGAAGUUUAGAAGGGUUCUAACCAAUGUGGGAGAGGGAAAGUCUGUUUACAGAGCAACCCUGGAAAACGUCCCGCCGACGAUGAGAAUCAAAGUGGAGCCGAAAAGGCUGUCGUUUCAUUGCCGCAAAGAGACCAAGAAGUUCUCGGUCACUUUGGACGUCGAAGAAGAUUCCCCGGAAAAGGUCUAUUGCUUUCUGCGGUGGACUGAUCAGCACGGACAUGUGGUUUCGAGCCCCAUUGUGGCCAUGACUGUUCCUCCGCCUCAAUGA
Messenger RNA from Linum tenue, 2274 nucleotides. The record is from the annotation of a GenBank genome assembly. Lineage: Eukaryota; Viridiplantae; Streptophyta; Magnoliopsida; Malpighiales; Linaceae.